AUAAAAGGCCUGUCAGAAGUGCUAUACUCAACAUCUCUUGUAUACUUGCUUUACAAAUCAUUACAGUCUCUUUCGUACCCUAUUUGGUUUUGCUUGGCGAAAAUGGCUCCAAAGGUAGACACGAAUAAUCAUGACCUCGUUCGGGGAGUCUGGAGACUGUUCCGCCUCCAUACGAUCGAGGGAUUAUCGACGGUAAGCAUUGGAUGGCUCGCGCUCUUCUUCUACGCCAUGCAGCAGGACCUGCCGUUUGCUUUGGUCCGACGAGCAUUCCUCGGCAUCUUUGCUACCUAUCAAAUCACUCACUGUGUAUUUUGUCUGUGGAAUGAUAUUUGUGACCGCGACUUUGACGCAAAGGUGGCGCGCACAAGGGACCGCCCUCUCCCCUCGGGCCAGGUUACACUCACCGAGGCAGUUAUCGUCUUCAUCAUCGGUCUUGCCGCCGCCGUUGCCCUAACUUAUAAGAUACUCGGCUCAGACGUUACGGCAAUCAUGGUCCCUAUAUGGGGGCUUUCCACCAUCUAUCCUCUGUGCAAGCGCGUCAUCUGGGCCCCGCAGGUGGUCCUGGGUCUGACCAUGGCCAUGUGCGUGCUGCCUCCAUGGAUGGCCGUGAGACCGCAUAGCGGCGAUGCGGGUCUGCUGCCGGCUAGUCUCUUUGGCGCCAUCUUCUGUUGGCUCGUAUACAUUGACUUGAUUUAUGCAUCCCAGGAUCGCCCUGAUGACAAAAAGGCCGGCGUCAAGUCACUGGCCAUUUUCCUGGGCGACUAUUUGAAGGCUGGCCUGACAGUCUUGGGCGUUGCGCAAAUCGUCUGUUUCGUAGUGGCGGCGGCUGAAGCACAGGCAGGAGUCUUUGUCUGGAUAUUCGGCAUUGCUGUCUGGUCGGCCUCGGUUCCUUGGAGCAUCAUCUCACUAGACUUGCGUGACCGCAAGUCGGGUGGGCGCAUUUUUCUCAUGAAUGCCAUUUUAGGUAUUUACAUGGCGGCAGUAUCAGGCAUAAACGUUGCAUCACCCGCUAUCUGGUCGUGAAACAAGGCAGCAUGAAGCGUAGGUAGAAACUAUGUUUUUAGGCGUGGUGGUGCAAAAAGGGGAUGAUCAGACUGAUUUUAUGACGAAGGGUCAGGUAUGAUGGGACAUGAACACAGCGUAUGGGACCUUUGGAACUCUUUUCAUUUCUGAGAUUGAAACUUCGCCCACCUCCAGGGUGUGUUUUGAGUAACUCUAUCGAGAAUUUGACAAGCUUCUUUCUUGAGUUCAGGUUCCACAAGAUACUGAAUAGCAAUGAAAAGACAGCUGAUGGUCACAUAGCCAAAGUCU
Messenger RNA from Bipolaris sorokiniana ND90Pr, 1311 nucleotides. RefSeq lists its product as uncharacterized. The record is from RefSeq and is a predicted model, not a curated record. Lineage: Eukaryota; Fungi; Ascomycota; Dothideomycetes; Pleosporales; Pleosporaceae. Gene Ontology annotation, cellular component: membrane. Gene Ontology annotation, molecular function: transferase activity, transferring alkyl or aryl (other than methyl) groups. The transcript is spliced from 4 exons. The coding region runs from base 103 to 1023 and encodes 306 amino acids.